Peromyscus leucopus (white-footed mouse) is the source of this 823-nucleotide messenger RNA. RefSeq names its product chromosome 5 C19orf53 homolog (gene C5H19orf53). NCBI's taxonomy places the organism in Eukaryota, Metazoa, Chordata, Mammalia, Rodentia, Cricetidae. The record is from RefSeq and is a predicted model, not a curated record. The coding region runs from base 49 to 336 and encodes 95 amino acids. The transcript is spliced from 3 exons.
UUCCGGCUCUCCUGCCGUGGCCCCGCCUCUUCCGGCUUGUGGUGAACCAUGGCGCAGGGACAGCGCAAGUUCCAGGCGCAGAAACCUAAAAGCAAGACAGCGGCUGCGGCGGAGCGGAGCCGAGGGCCGAGGAAAGGCGGUCGGGUCAUCGCUCCCAAGAAGGCGCGCGUCGUGCAGCAGCAGAAGCUGAAGAAGAGCCUGGAAGUGGGGAUCCGGAAGAAGAUUGAGCAUGACGUGGUGAUGAAGGCCAGCUCCAGCCUGCCUAAGAAGCUCGCACUGCUGAAGGGGGCGUCAAAGAAGACAGGGGCCCCCGCCCCCAGCAAGACACCCUCCUAAAGGCCCUGGGACAGCAAUGGGCAGGUGACCGUAAAGCCUGAAGCCAGCUCCCCGGGGUACCGAAGAGGCAAUCGGCUUCCUGUGGGCUCAGGGCCUAUCUCUACUGGGUGACACAUUGUGAUGAACCUGGCUCUGUUGUCCCUCCAGCCCUCAAGCAGUCCAGUGAGGAGCUUUUGGGGGCUAGGUGAGCCUCACUGGUCUCCACAAGAAACUUCUCCCACCCACGCAGUGCCCUUGACAGCCACAGACCCGAGACAUGGCAGUGACAUCUGUACCUGAAGCUGGCAGCUGGGUAUAGUCUCUUCCCUGGGUCCUGGGUUGCCCCUGCCCCCCAGGUCACCCCCUGCAGUCAUCUAAUGUUAAUUGUCCUAUACCUGAAGAAGGGUUCCAUAUCUUCAGUGAGGUACCACCUCACCCUGUCAGACUAGUGGUCCAGAGCCACUUGGGGACGCUCCAGUGUUACCCAAUAAAGCUGUGCUCACAGAGA